UUAGAAGGAUGUUAGGUUGUCAUGUGGUAACCAAAAGAAGGUUAUGAGUAAAAACAUUUUUUUUAAAGGAUUAUUUGAUCAUCUGACUUGUUUUGCGUAAAGUGAAGAGAUAUGGAAUGAGUUGGAUAGCACAUACGGUUGUCUUGUGUUGAUUUUAGAGACAUUAUUUUGACAUUUUUAAUAUUUGUGGUGAUCGGCGAAACACCUCGAUUUACGAAUUGGUCGUCCAAGUCGCGAAGCUGGACAGAUCGCUGCAUCAUCAUGUUGCUUCCGAGUUAGCGAAACAAAUCAUAAGUUACACCAGGGGAAUAGUGAGUCGUCGUCAUUUAGCUACCCGACAAUUGCAAUUGUGAACAGAAAAGGAUGGAUACAUCUGUUGAUUUCGCUUGUUGGCACUUCGAUGAUACAUUGUCGCGCCCAGUGAUGUGAAAUAAGAAGAUAAAUAGCUGGUUACAUUGUAUCACUUGUUUAUUCCUGGGGUUGAUGCGAUAUUUCUCAUUUGUUAUUGGGUGGGCGCGAUUGUAAUUAGCCAACAUCUUCAUUAUGGGAAUUUGGGAUAAUGAAGAAUCAAAAUGCAUUUUCUUUCAAAUAAACUUUGCCACUGAAAUAUAGUCUAUCCAGACCUACAUUAUAAAAAUCUGGAAUAUAGUAUUUACUUUUUUAUUGGCUCCAUCGUCAUCACAUAAUAUAUUGGAUUUAUCAAGGAAGUGCACGUUUAGUCUCUGUUGGAUUACCCCGGUUUGUGUAGGAUAUCCACUUUGACUCUGGAUGAGACUGCUCUGUUCGGGUUAUGAUCAUGACCCAGGAAUGUAUGGAUGAUCGCCAAAGAGAUGCUGACUUCAUGGAAAUAUGCUGGUGACAUUUCUCCUAUUCAAACAAAUCAGCUACAUAGUUAUUGUGCUGCAGACUGUUAUUGGAUACUUUUUGAUUAUAGUGGCUAAGCGUGCCACAUUGUCUCAGUAAAUGUUUUUAACCACGAUGGAAUGCAACAUAAAUAGAUUCUCCAAAUAGGUUGCCAAUAUUUUCAUUUGAAAGUUUCAUAGGUCUAUUUCAUCCUAUGUUUUCCUGGCCAGUCUUUAAUCUUUUGUUACUGUCCACUGCUGUCACCGCAUCCACGUGGAGUUGACAACACCUGACACUUGACAACUUUUGGGUCGAGGAAACUUGCAACCGUGACGCACAGACGGCUCCCUCUGCCGUAAUCCCCAGAACGGUACAAGGGGACAUAGCUUUUGUUUUUGCUUUCGGGCGGCGGAGAGGAAGAGGGAUAGACACAAUAAGGAAAAAGUAGCUUACAGCAGAUACAAAAAAAGAAGUCCGGCUAAAAUGGCCGGCGAAUGCAACUAUAAAACACAAUACGAGAAUGAUGACACAUUUUCUCCAUCCAAAUUAUCCGACCGAGUGCGGAUGCUCGCGGGGGAGCCCGACACCGCCCGUGCUCAGACUGGGCGUAAAUCCUUGGGUUGCUCGCCAAACUUCGAAUUGAUUGACGGACUGCUGUACCGUAAGAAGUUGGAGAGAGGCUUCAUCCAUUACCGGGAGGUGCUUGACGAGGACCGACGGUUCGGGGCAAUCGCCACUUUCCACCGGCGACGACCAGGCACGCGCCACCACUCCCUGGAGGACACGUACCGAUCUGUGGCCGAGAACUACUGGUGGGAGGGGAUGUAUUUUCAGAUCCGAGACUUUGUCCUGGGAUGUCCAGAGUGCCUUGAGCAGAGGAACAAGAGACUUGAGAAGGGUGUGGGCGAGAGCCGUCUCUCUCAGACAAUGAUGUCACACAGCCGUGACGUGUUGAAUAAGCUGAGGAGCCAGCGGGAGGCUGGACUGUUCUGUGACAUCACUCUGAGGACUGACGGACGCUCUUACUCUGCCCACAAGGCAGUGCUGGUGGCAGUGAGCGAGUACUUCCAGGAAGUAUUCACUGAGAUGGACUCCGCCCCUAGCGCCAGGUCUGACAUCGAUCUCACAGGUUUCAGUGAGUCUAGCCUGGUGUCUCUGCUGGACUUCUCCUACUCCUCUACUCUGUGUGUGUCUGAGGAGGACCUGUCAGAGGUCAGCACUAUGGCCCGUCAUCUGGGCAUGUGGCCUGCCGUGGAGGCCUGCACGGCCCUCCAGAGGGAGCAGGCGGAUCACACCUCCCGCUACCCCAACACGGAGCACUCUGCCCUGGGCUUCCCAACGCAGUGCCCUGGGUCUCCCAUGGAGCUCCGCCACCACCAGAAGGACAGGAAGAAGGGAUUGGCUGGAGAGGGCAGGGAGAGGGUGGCUGGGGGAAGAGUGGUGAGUGGUUUGGGUGAUGGCUUCAGACUGAUUCUGGAUCAGUCCGAUGAGUCGGGGGAGGAGAGCCCCACCAGACGGUCGCCCCGUCGCCCCCUCAGACCCAGCGCCCACCCUCCAGGGCGGAACGGACUCCCCCUCAGCUCCAUGCACAGGAUGAAGCUCAUGGACUUCAAAUCCCCCUCCUGUAAAAUAACCUCUUCACCCCGGAAAAAUGUCCCCUCCAACCCCCGCUCCCGAAAUGUCUCCUCUUCCUCCUUGCCCCACACAUAUACCCGUCUCCUCCGCUCCACUCCCAGGGCCGCCAAGGAGGUCCAGAGUAUGCUGCCCAGGACAGAGAGCCCUCCUCAGGGCCGAAAGCCACCCCCAGUCCCCUGUCCUGCCUCCACCUCCUCCAGACAGAGGACUUGCUCUGAGGCCAACAUAGUGAGGGUGGAGGAGGAAGAUGAGAAAGAUAAUUUCAGAGCGCUGGAGAAGUACCGGCUGAUGAGCGUGCUCGGGUUACAGAGGACGUCCCUCCUCCCCAGACCGGAGGAUCUGAUUGGCUGGAGGCAGAAGAAACGGCUCCGGAAGCUGAAAGUCAAUAAUUAUUCGCUGACUAAGCGGAGGAAACCCCGCCCCCAGGGGUUGGGGGGGCUGGUGUUCGGGGGGCUGCCCCUGUCCCUCCCUCUCUGCACCCCUGCCAAUGCCCAUUUCUUGAACAGGAUCAUAAAAAAGGAGCCUGUGUAUCCAAUCAGCAUGGAGGACAGGAGACUGAAGAGAUCCAGACAGCCCCGUCCUUUUCCACCCAGCGACAGGAGCAUGCGCAGUAAAGUGGCAUUACCGGACCUGCUGCAGCCCGUGUCCAGGCCGGCCUACGGCGGCAGGGAUCUCAGGCGUUCUGUCAGGGGUGAAGAAGUCAGCCAUCCCCCUCCGCACCUCCCGCCCCGCUCUGGGAAUGCCAGAGUUCUAAAUCCCAAGAGGAACAUCUCUGCUCUCAGGAUCAAACCGGAACAUGCCGACUACACCAUCUCAGCCCUGCAACUCCCCUCACAUGGCCAACGCCCAAACACACACAUCCCCCCUCCCAGGGCCCACCCCAGGAACAAGGUUACCAUGGAGACUGUCAGGGUGCUCCGCUACAACAGCGGGCGUCUGUUGGCCAAAGCCAAGCCGGAGCGGAGUGGCAUGAAAGAGGCUGGGAGAGCCCAGCAUAAGCCCAGAGAGAAGAGUAGGAGGACAGGGUGCAACCAGGGAGCAAGGGGGGUCACGGAGAGAGGGCCUGGAGCUCUGAGCAGAAGGAAAAACAGCAGCAUCCUCAGCCCUGACAAUGUCCCUCCUCCCCUCCAUAGCCAUCCUCUGUACAGGGUCAUCAAGGAGGAACCAGCAGACCCUCUACCCGUGGUGGGGCCUUUCCCCGAGUCGCCCUCCCCAGAGCUGGGUAAGAGGCAGAUCAAGCCCCCUGUCAAGCUUCUAGAUCCAGGCUUCCUCUUCAGCUUCUGCCGGCCACCCGGAGGGCCCAUGGUGGGGGUGAAGAGGGAGGAGGAGAGUGUGGAUAUCUGCCUAACACGAUCUGUCUCGAGGGGGGAGAGGUUAGGUCCCGGGGGGGGCCCGGACAGGGUCCUGAGGGCCAGAGGAGGUCCCCCCACUUUGCCCAUGGUGAAAAAGGAGCGAGAGGAGAAGAGUGUGAACCAAAGUCAAACCAAGAGGCAGGGGCCACCAAGGGCUGUCAACAUUCACCAACACAAGGCCCCCCACCUGGUUAGAGCCAAAGGGUCAAAGGGUGCACACACAGCACGGGACAUACCAAAGAAGCAAGCUAAGCCCCUCCACCUGCCUAGCCGAGGCCCCGCCCUGUUGGACUCGAUCUGCCGUGCGCGGCUCAAGCAACUGCGGAGUCCUCGCAGUCAGGCCCCCAAGGCCAAGUCAUCCCACGUCUGCCUGCAGUGCCGGGCCUCCUACAAGGACUGUACCAGCCUCCUCAUGCACCGCAUCAGGCACAUCGAGGGCAAGCACUGGCCCUGCCCUCUGUGCAGUAAGACGUUCUUCAGGAUGAGGAAUGUGAAGAACCACAUCCGGACCCAUGACCAAAGGCUGUAUAAGUGCCGCAGCUGUAUUGCUGCAUCCUGAGAGCUGACUGGGGAGGGAGAGAGGGUUGAGGCUGUCUACAUUGACUGACGUGAUGAAGAGAGUAGAGCACAUUGUUGAACUGCAAGCUUGUACAUGCAAUGCGUCCAUCACAUCCAAGCACAAGUCUCCUAGGAAAGCUGUAAUUACUAUGACGUUGAUUAUUGUUAUUUAAAUAACCAAACUUAAAUUCUUGUUUGCGUUUUCAGUAGCUACAGGGGUUUCAACUUGAACUUUACACUCAGGGGGUUGGUGCAACUGUGGCGUUACUGUAUUUAAAUGGUUGACGACGUCACAGUUUAUGUAAAUGAGAAAUGUGUAGAAUGGAAAUGACAGAAAUAUAUUAUUACAAUGAUAAUUAUUACCACUAUUGUUAUUUCUAUCAUUAUUUUUCUAUGUAUAGACUGAAUCUUUGAGUGCACUUAUACACAAUAUCACCAAAAGUAUGUGGACACCCCUUCAAAUUAGUGGAUUUGGCUAUUUCAGCCACACCUGUUGCUGACAGGUAUAUAAAAUCGAGCACACAGCCAUUCAAUCUCCAUAGACA
Oncorhynchus tshawytscha (Chinook salmon) is the source of this 4933-nucleotide messenger RNA. RefSeq lists its product as uncharacterized. Gene Ontology annotation, molecular function: protein binding; DNA-binding transcription factor activity, RNA polymerase II-specific; RNA polymerase II cis-regulatory region sequence-specific DNA binding. Gene Ontology annotation, biological process: regulation of transcription by RNA polymerase II. The coding region runs from base 1327 to 4389 and encodes 1020 amino acids. NCBI's taxonomy places the organism in Eukaryota, Metazoa, Chordata, Actinopteri, Salmoniformes, Salmonidae. The transcript has 7 exons. The record is from RefSeq and is a predicted model, not a curated record.